AAACGUCAACCUGUUGUUUGUCCCGUCAUCAUUUAUCAACUCUCAGCACCACAAGGAAGUGCGGCCGCCACCCGCGCGCGGAAAGUUCAGCAUGCAGGAAGUUUGGGGAGAGCUCGGCGACUAGCACAGCGGCCCGGGCCAGCGCGGGGCGAGCGCGGGGGCCAGAGCGCGGCGCGGCGUCCGUCCCGGGAGCCUAUCCCGGCUUUUUCUUGGAGCGACGCUGUCCCUAGGACGCUGAUCCCAAUGCACCGGCUCAUCCUCGUCUACACGCUAGUCUGCGCAAACUUUUGCAGCUACCGGGACACUUCUGCAGCUCCGCAGAGCGCAUCCAUCAAGGCUUUGCGCAACGCCAACCUCAGGCGAGAUGAGAGCAAUCACCUCACAGACUUGUACCGAAGAGAUGAAACCAUCCAGGUGACAGGACACGGCCAUGUGCAGAGUCCCCGCUUCCCAAACAGCUACCCCAGGAACCUGCUUCUGACCUGGCGGCUCCAUUCCCAGGAGAAAACAAGGAUACAGCUAGCCUUUGACAAUCAGUUCGGAUUAGAGGAAGCAGAAAAUGAUAUCUGUAGGUAUGAUUUUGUGGAAGUUGAAGAUAUAUCUGAAACCAGCACUGUUAUUAGAGGACGAUGGUGUGGACACAAGGAAGUUCCUCCAAGGAUAACAUCAAGAACAAACCAAAUUAAAAUAACAUUCAAGUCUGAUGACUACUUUGUGGCUAAACCUGGAUUCAAGAUUUAUUAUUCUUUUGUGGAAGAUUUCCAACCUGCAGCAGCCUCAGAAACCAAUUGGGAGUCCGUCACAAGCUCUAUCUCAGGGGUAUCCUAUCACUCUCCAUCAGUAACGGACCCCACUCUCAUUGCGGAUGCUCUGGAUAAAACAAUUUCAGAAUUUGAUACUGUGGAAGAGCUUCUCAAGCACUUCAAUCCAGAAUCAUGGCAAGAAGAUCUUGAGAAUCUGUAUCUGGACACCCCUCAUUAUCGAGGCAGGUCAUAUCAUGACAGGAAGUCAAAAGUUGACCUGGACCGGCUCAAUGAUGAUGUAAAGCGUUACAGCUGCACUCCCAGGAAUUACUCCGUCAACUUAAGAGAGGAGCUGAAGCUGACCAAUGUCGUCUUCUUUCCCCGCUGCCUCCUUGUGCAGCGCUGUGGAGGAAAUUGUGGCUGUGGAACUGUUAACUGGAAGUCCUGUACCUGCAAUUCAGGGAAAACUGUGAAAAAAUAUCAUGAGGUGUUAAAGUUUGAGCCUGGCCAUUUCAAGAGGAGAGGCAGAGCGAAGCACAUGGCUCUCGUUGACAUCCAGCUGGAUCACCAUGAGCGAUGCGAUUGUAUCUGCAGCUCAAGACCACCUCGAUAAAAGAAUGUGCACAUCCUUACAUUAAGCAUGAAAGAAGCUUUAUUUUAAGGAGGGUGUGGUAAGAGAUCCCUUUCCCACCAGCAACCGAACUUACUAUUAGCCUGCAAAGCAAUGAAUAUAAGUGGUUGCUGAGUUUCAACCUAGCUUUGUUAGUGCCAUGGCAAGUAGAAAGGUGCAUCAUCAAUCUCUAUAUCCAAGAAUAUAGGAUUGCAUUUAAUAAUAGUGUCUGAGGAUAUAUGUAUCCAUGUCUCUGUGUAAAUAGAUCAAAUGGUUAUUUAGUAUGUAUAACCAGGUACACCAGAGCUUACAUAUGGUUUAGUUAUUUAGACCCUUCAAAUCUGGCAAAAUAAGGGACACAGUAAAUACAUGAAACAUGACUUUGGAAGAUGUAGAAGGUUAAUUUGUUUACUUUUAAGUUUUGAGUUACAAGACAAUUUUUGAUCUUGUUCUUUUAAAGAAAGCACCUUGUAUAUUAAAAACCGAUAAAUGAGCUUUUCUUAAUGUAUACAUCUUAAUUAUAAAAAGGGAAAAUACGGUUUCUGGGAAAAGGCAUAUUCUAACCAUUUUUCCCACAAGAUGUGCUACAAUACAUAUUUCCCUAUGUAGAUAAUUAUUACCUGUCUUCGAAAGCAUGCCAUAAUAAUAUAGGUGUUUUAGAAAUAAAGUCACUGUCUUCUUUUUAUGUAUCUUGCUGAGGCAUGCAAAUUCAUUAACAUCUGUCUCAAAAAAUUCUCACAAGAUUUCUUAUUACAAUCCUAUGAGAGACAAUUUAUAAGCUGUCGCAGAAUUUUGAAUUGUUUCUUUUCAAAAACUUCUCCAUAGAAGUAGCUCCUUUGGAGAAUGGCAUGGGGACUGACUCUGGGUAAGUCUUUCAAAAUAGUGUUCAUUGGAAAUUUGGGUAGUUAAAAGUCAAAAAAGUGAGCAUUGAAAUAUUAACAGAAAUAGGAAUUGGAUGAAAUAUACAUAUUUAAUAAUGGAUUCAUACUUUCAAAAUUAUGCCAAUUAAUUUUACAUAUCUUGCUUUUGUGUUCCUGUCUCUUUGAUAUACAGACAUGGAUUUACAAUGACAUAUUUGGCAAGCCAUCAUGGAUUAUUUAUAACCUAAAAGCCUUUGUGUAUUAAAACAACCCCAUUUUAUUGAUGUAAAUGCCUAGUCAUGUACUCACUUACCGCACAGUUUAGGUGAAUUCCUGUUUCUGAACUAAGGGUGCUCUGGCUCUUUCCAGAUCUAUGGAGCUUAUUCUAAGAAGCCACACUGCAAAUUGUGAGAACACAAGUUUGGCCCUGCUCUACCACAAGGAAAAUGUUCUCACUUUGAUGGUUGUUAUUGGUAUUCAGAGUGAUUUUGCCUCCCUGGCUUCUUAAUGUCUGUUAAGUCUUCGGAGACUGACUUCAGAUGUAGGAAGUGAUCCAUCAUUCUCCAAAGCAAGACUCUUAAGACAGCAACACUGAAAUCAAGAUAGCUCAGGGGCUACUAAGAAAGAAUGACAUUUUUCUUCCUGUCUUGGAAGAAAAAAGGGAGCCAAUUUCUUCCAUGAGUCCAGCCAAGUGGAGUGAAGGGUAUGUCACCGGGGUUCAUUAAGUCCUA
Messenger RNA from Phacochoerus africanus (Common warthog), 2944 nucleotides. RefSeq names its product platelet derived growth factor D (gene PDGFD). The transcript has 7 exons. NCBI's taxonomy places the organism in Eukaryota, Metazoa, Chordata, Mammalia, Artiodactyla, Suidae. Gene Ontology annotation, cellular component: membrane. The record is from RefSeq and is a predicted model, not a curated record. Gene Ontology annotation, biological process: platelet-derived growth factor receptor signaling pathway; positive regulation of cell population proliferation; positive regulation of ERK1 and ERK2 cascade. The coding region runs from base 244 to 1356 and encodes 370 amino acids. Gene Ontology annotation, molecular function: growth factor activity; platelet-derived growth factor receptor binding.